This is a messenger RNA of Crotalus tigris (Tiger rattlesnake), 5846 nucleotides long. RefSeq names its product contactin 1 (gene CNTN1). Bases 557 to 3652 code for a protein of 1031 amino acids. Gene Ontology annotation, molecular function: cell-cell adhesion mediator activity. NCBI's taxonomy places the organism in Eukaryota, Metazoa, Chordata, Lepidosauria, Squamata, Viperidae. The transcript is spliced from 26 exons. The record is from RefSeq and is a predicted model, not a curated record. Gene Ontology annotation, biological process: brain development; cell-cell adhesion.
GAUCUAAGGGGCUGCAUCCACAGUUGUGCCACCUGGUUUAAUCUUACUGCUUUCCACUGACUCCCCCGUCCAUGGCUCUUUUGCAACCGGCAGGCAGGUUGCGACGGUUUCUUAGCCCGCAAAGCCCCACUCAGAUCCAACACCACCGCUCUGAUUGCCGGGUCCAAGAGUGACAUCACCCUCGUCCAAUCGGUACCGGCACUCCCUCAGUUCCCAGCCUCGGCCUGUUGCCCCGAUCGGCUUGGUCCGCCCACAGCCCCUCUGGCAACUGUCAAGGCAGUGGGGAAGACGCUCUGGGCUGGAGAAGGCGGGCUGGACAAGCGUGCAGGCAGAGCACUCCCAGGUGCUUGCGGUUGAGGCGGGAAGUCUUCAGCUGACAGCCCAGCUGUGCGCAUCCCUCUGCCAGUAGUUGCUACCGCAUAGAGGUAAUCUCUUCAACAAUAAUUGAAGCAUUAAUUCCAUCACGCUGAUCAGUCGUAAGUCUGGGAAAAUUGGCUUGUUUUGGAGUCCAUUCUUUGAAGUUCAGACAUUCUUGUGAAUCUACAUUCGUGUGAAGAUGAAGUUGAGGGUUUCAACCAAUCAUAUUGUUGCAUUUUUUUCAUUUUUUUAUCUGGCAGGUCUGAAAUACUCAAUUGCUGUUGGAAGUAAUGUUCGUGAUAUGAUACAUGGAAUCACAGUUCACAUACGAGAUGAACUAAAAGGUUAUGGACCAAUUUUUGAAGAGCAGCCCAUUGAUACGGUAUAUCCAGAAGAGUCUCCAGAUGCAAAAGUGUCGAUGAACUGCAGAGCCAGAGGAAUCCCUACACCUACUUACAAGUGGCAACGUAACAACUGGGAUGUUGAUAUUAAACUGACAAAAGAACAUUAUAGUAUGGUAGGAGGUAACCUGGAAAUCAAUAAUCCUGAGAAGUCAAGGGAUGAAGGAACAUAUGUUUGCAUAGCAUACAAUAUACAUGGAACUAUUAGGAGCCGGGAAGCAACUUUAAACUUUGGAUAUUUAUAUCCUUUUCCUCCGGAAGAGAGACAUGCAGUAAAAGUACGAGAAGGUAUAGGUGCUGUUCUUCUCUGUGAUCCUCCACCUCAUUAUCCAGAUGAUCUAAGUUAUCGAUGGUUUCUGAAUGACUUCCCAGAAUUCAUUACUUUGGAUAAACGGCGAUAUGUGUCACAAACAAAUGGUAAUCUUUACAUUGCCAAAGUUGAACCUAGUGAUAAAGGCAACUAUUCAUGCUGUGUGACCAGUAAUUCAAUUACUAAGAGUGUAUUCAGCAGUUUCAUUCCACUUAUUCCUCAAGCAGAUCGAUCAAAAGGCUAUGUGCCAGAUAUCAGAGUGAAGUUCAAAGAUACAUAUGCACUUUUAGGACAAAAUGUGACGCUAGAAUGUUUUGCACUUGGAAACCCUGUUCCUGAGCUUAGAUGGAGUAAAUAUCUUGAACCAAUGCCAAGCAGUGCAGAUAUAAGCAUGUCUGGUGCAGUCCUAAAGAUCUUCAAUAUUCAGUUUGAAGAUGAAGGAAUAUAUGAAUGUGAAGCUGAAAAUUACAGAGGAAAAGAUAAACAUUCAGCAAAAGUGUAUGUUCAAGCAUAUCCAGAAUGGGUGGAACAUAUUAAUGAUACCGAAAGAGAUAUUGGCAGUGAAUUCUAUUGGCCAUGUAUAGCUGCAGGCAAGCCUAUUCCAACAAUUCGGUGGCUGAGAAAUGGAUUACCGUAUUGGAAAGGAGAAUUGAGAUUUUCUAGCCUGAAGCUUGAAGAUUCAGGCAUGUAUCAAUGUGUAGCAGAAAAUAUACAUGGAAUGAUUUAUUCAAAUGCUGAAUUAAAAGUUAUUGUUUUACCUCCAACCUUCGAAUUCUAUCCAAUGAAGAAAGAGGUUUUGGCUGCAAAAGGAGGGCAGGCUAUAAUUGAAUGCAAGCCUAGAGCAGCUCCUAAGCCAAAAAUUACCUGGAGUAGAGGGACAGAAAUUCUUAGAAACUCAACCAGGAUACAUAUAUGGUAUGAUGGCAGCCUAGAAAUUAUUAAUGUUACAGCAGCAGAUGGAGGCAAUUACACCUGCUUUGUGGAAAACAACAAAGGGAAAGCUAACAGUUCUUCUGCUCUUAUAGUCACAGCUGCAACAAGGAUUACAUUAGCACCAACUAAUGUUGAUGUCAUUAUUGGAUUGAAUGCUACCAUGCAAUGUCUUGCAUCCCAUGAUCCUUCUUUAGACCUGACUUUUAUUUGGCUCUUAAAUGGAUAUCCAGUAGAUGUUGAUAAAGAGAGUGAUUAUUAUGAAAGAUCUAUCAUGAUAAAAGACAAUGGUGAACUUAUUGUCAAGAAUGCUCAGUUGCGGCAUGCUGGAAGAUACACAUGUGUUGCUCAGACAAUUGUUGAUAAUGCUACAGCUUCAGCUGAUCUUGUUGUGAGAGGUCCCCCAGGACCCCCUGGAGGACUCAAAGUAGAAGACAUUAAAAAUACAUCUGUAUUUCUUACAUGGAGCCGUGGGAUAGAAAAUCAUAGUCCUAUAUCAAAUUACACUAUUCAGUCAAGGACUUUUCUGUCCGAAUAUUGGAAAGACAUGAAAACAGAUCCUUCCAUUGUUGAUGGAAAUGCGGAAUCAGCAAAAGUUAUUGAUUUAAUUCCAUGGAUGGAAUAUGAAUUUCGUAUAAUGGCCACUAAUAUUUUAGGGACAGGAGAUCCUAGUAUACCAUCACAGAAAAUUAGAACAGAAGGAUCUCCUCCAAAUGUGGCCCCUUCUGAGGUUGGAGGAGGAGGUGGAAGCAGUAGAGAACUGACAAUAACAUGGGUGCCUUUGCCAAAAGAGUAUCACUUUGGUAAUAAUUUUGGAUAUGUGGUAGCUUUCAAGUCCUUUGAUCAAAAUGAUUGGAAAAGUGUUACAGUUCCUCAACCUGAUAUUGGUCGGUAUGUUCAUAAGGAUGAAUCAAUGCUUCCUUCAUCAAAGUAUCAAGUAAAGGUGAAAGCAUUUAAUAACAAAGGGGAAGGACCUUUCAGUCUUACUGCUAUUAUCUAUUCAGCAGAAGAUGCUCCUACUGAAAGACCUAGAAAUGUGAAAAUAAAAGUUCUAUCAUCCACAGAAGUAUCUGUUUCCUGGGAACACAUUUUUAAUCCAGCUGUUACUGGCUAUGAGAUCAGUUACUGGUCCAGCGGUGAAAAAGAAAUAGCUGCAAAUAGAGUGCAAGUGAGCAGUCAGAAUUUUUCAGUAAUGUUAGAAAACCUGAAACCUUAUACAAAAUACUAUACAAAAGUAGCAGCUUUCAAUGCAGCUGGCAUUGGACCUUACAAUUAUCCUUUGGAUUUUGUUACAGAAAAAGCACCUCCAAGGCAGCAACCAAGAAUUAUUGAUGCUGUAAGGUCCGGUUCAAAGUACAUUAUCACAUGGGAGCAUGUUAAGUCACAGUCCAAUGAAUCUACUGUGAAAGGAUAUAAAGUGCUCUAUAGACCAGAUGGUCAAUUUAAUGGUACACUCUUUAAGACUGGUAACCAUUAUAUAGAAGUUCCUGCACCUGUUAAAGGUCAGUACAUUGUUGAAGUUCGGGUCCACAGUGAAGGGGGAGAUGGAGAAGUAGCUCUUGUAAAAAUUCCAGGAGCUGCUGCUGGAAUAUUCCCUAGCUGUCUUGGUUUAUUGUUGCCUGCUCUUGGUAUCCUUACCUUUUUGGAAUUUUGAAUGUACCUGAAUAUGUCCUCAAUUUAGUGCAAAGGACUGAACCUAAAAGGAAUUCAAUUCUUUUUUUAUUAUUUCUUGAGGCAUCGUCCUAAGUCAAAUAAAUUACACUUCCAAGUAAAUUAUCUUCCUGACUUAACUAUGGACUUCAAGAAUUGAGAGACCCAGAAAUUCCUUCAUCAAGCAACUCAAGUUUUGAAAGUUUUUAACAUGUUCAAUUAUGCCUUAUGAAACACUUGUGCUGAUCUGCAACAGUUGCAUGAUUCGGUCCAAUGAGCAAGUUAUAGUGUAGUGUUAAAUAAAAUAAUAUAAGCUGUACAGUAAAAAUAAAACCACCACACAUAGGUGCUUUAACUUUCAUAAUAAAUUGUAAAAACAUAAUAGAGAUUGAAAAAUUGAUUGUAUGUGGUAUACGUAGAAGCAACUACAUCUGUCCAUAGUUUUGUGUAAUCUCUGUUUUGUGUACUGAAUUUUUUUUAAUGGCCCCUGUCAUUUAUGACUUUUCAGGUUUUUAAAGAUACAGUCAAAGCAAAAGCAUUGCACUCAUUUUACAGCUUUUGUACAUGAAGUGAAUAAAUGAAUUGAAAACACUAGAAUGCAAGUUAAGGAGUAAAAGACUUUAUUUCUGGAUCUAUUAAUAAGUAUUAACAGCAAAGGAUUCCAGCACCUUCAUUAUAAAAUGAGAAUUUAACUCAACAUAUUGUUUUAAAUAAUGCAAUUCAGGUGGGGUUUAUCUCAAUCACAGAGUUUAUUUUGAUGUAAAUGAUCUUAUAAGGUAUAUAAACAAAUUUACUUUUAGUAUUUUAUUCUAUCUAAAUGUAAUUGCCACAUUUGAGUAAGUUGACUUCCAUCAAAAUGACAUAAUUUAGAUUUUAAUAUUACAGACACCUUGUUUUUUAUUAAUUCAUUAUAAAUAAAAUGGAAAUUUGAAAAGUAAUUACCUGAUUGCAUAAAUAUUGACACAAAUAUAGUAUUUAAAGUAGUAUUUAAAAAUCAAAACAAAUGAUGUAAUAAAAAAAUAAAUAUGCAAUAAAAAGAAGACAAAUUAGCAGUUAAAAUCUAUCUGAAUGGUUUUGUUUCUUCUGAGACACAUAUUGCCUUUCUUUAGGAAAAUGAUUUGCAUUUUCCAAUGAAUUAAUAUUGUUUUACUUUCUAGAGUUGUAAAUAAGAGUUGUAAAAUCCUAAUCCAAUUUUCCCUAUUUAAUGAUCCCAACAGAUAGAUUUAUUACAAUUCAAAAAUGGAGCUCAAUUAUUCUGUUUUCUUUAAAUGUGUUUUCAAAUGUGGGGUUCCCACAAAAGAUAAAGAAUGUCUUUGUUCUGACUGUUUCUAUGCUAUAUUCAAAAAUUUUAAAAAAGAAUACUUAUUUCUUUCAGAAACUAUGAUGUAUUGAGAAUUUGGUAUGAAUUAAAAGAAAAAAAACACUGCUCAAGUUAUACUGAAUCACUGGCUCAAGUAAUAGUGCAAAUGUCUGAUGCUUCCAGAAUUAUAAGCGUGGAGUCAUAUUUUAUUAGCAGAGUCUUGCUAGCUGCUUUAGAAAUAGAAUUUAACUUUUUAAAACUGAUAUUGUAGAUUCCCAUGAUACCAUCCAUGUGAACCAAAAACAGAUCUGUCAGUACUUUAUGCUUGUUCUUUAAUUUGUAUGACUUUGUAUUAUACAUUUACAUUUUAAAAGACAAAACUCUUCAUGCAAAAUAUCAAUAAUACUGUUUUACUUUUGUUACAGUUUGAAACUUUUUAAAUAGUGGGUCAAAGGAUAUUUUUUUUAACUGAAUGUUAGAAGAUUCAUAGAUGUUAUUUAUAAUUAUAUACUUAUUUGAAGAAACUAAAGUAUCUUCGUGCAAAAGAAACUAAUGCCUUUGGGAGUCUUCUAUAUGUUUUGAUUUGGUUCACUUUUAUGUAAUUUAACUCAUAUUUUAUAUAGCCUACAUUCACGAGUUUGUUUGUUUUUGCCAAAAUGCAUAUUUUUGCAUGGAUAACAUUUAAAAAGUCAAAGCACAUGUAUUUAAUUUAAGCUGUAAUACACCUGUGUGAGAUUUCAUCACUUAGAUUAAUGAACUAAUCCCAGGUUUUCAUUGUUCUAUACAGCUGUACAAAUUAAAUAUUCAGUUACCAACAGUUGUUGGCACAACUGAUUAUAUACUGUAUCAUCUGGUUUACAAUGCAAGGUUCUUAAUUAAAGUUUAUAUGGAUACAUUG